This is a messenger RNA of Cherax quadricarinatus, 10683 nucleotides long. NCBI's taxonomy places the organism in Eukaryota, Metazoa, Arthropoda, Malacostraca, Decapoda, Parastacidae. The record is from RefSeq and is a predicted model, not a curated record.
GAACUGUAUUGUAUUUCUCAGUCAUCUCAUGUGACAAUCUUCUUCACAACACCAGGGAAUAAUAUAUCCCAACAUGAACCUCUGUUGCAGUUUACUGCUGCUGUUCGUAGCUGUGACGAGACAGCAGAGCGACGCACAGCUACUGCAACAGAGUGAUGACGAUGAUCCUCCUCAAAGCGUUAAAGAUAAUCCAACACUUGAGCUGACAUCGUCAAGAAACAGUAUAGAGGCUGUGUGGGAUGAAGUGUCAGGAGCGACCUAUUACACCAUCAGCUGGACUUCCGAGGACAACGGUGGGACUGACAAUGUCACUGAUGGUAACAACACGUAUACUAUCACAGGUCUUGUGUCGUGUACUAACUACACUGUCACUCUCCAGCCCUGGACUGAAACAAAUGAAGCCAGUGAACAACAGUCAACAGCAUCAACACUGCAUUUUGAUAAUCAAACACUUGAGCUGACAUCGUCAACAAACAGUAUAGAGGCUGUGUGGGGUGAAGUGUCAGGAGCGACCUAUUACACCAUCAGCUGGAGUCCCGAGGACAACGGUGGGACUCACAAUGUCACUGAUGAUAACAACACGUAUACUAUCACAGGUCUUGUGUCGUGUACUAACUACACUGUCACUCUCCAGCCCUGGUAUGAAGCAGAUGAAGCCGGCCAUGAAGUUCACCAAUCUAUAUCAACACUGACUCACGAUCCUGAGCCAGUCUCGGACAUCAACGUGACUACAGUGAUGAAUCAAUCUUCUCAUCUGGCAGUCAGCUGGCCCGAGGCACAAGGUGCCGGGAACUGCAUCAUUACCUAUAAGAUUACCUGGAGACAAGCUGGUGAAGAUGUAGUUAAUGGAGAACAUCUCACCAGCUUGUUAAGUUACACCAUCACCGACCUCGACGCCUGGACCAGCUACACUGUCUGUGUAGCAGCCAACACUACAGAAGGAGCUUACACUAAUGAUAGCUGCAACAACGGGACCACAGACGAGAGCAAUGAUGAUCCAACACUUGAGCUGACAUCGUCAACAAACAGUAUAGAGGCUGUGUGGGAUGAAGUGUCAGGAGCGACCUAUUACACCAUCAGCUGGAGUCCCGAGGACAACGGUGGGACUGACAAUGUCACUGAUGGUAACAACACGUAUACUAUCACAGGUCUUGUGUCGUGUACUAACUACACUGUCACUCUCCAGCCCUGGUAUGAAGCAGAUGAAGGCGGCCAUGAAGUUCACCAAUCUAUAUCAACACUGACUCACGACCCUCAACCAGUCUCCUACAUCAAGGUGACCACAGUGAUAGAUCAAUCUUCUCAGCUGGCAGUCAGCUGGCCCAAGGCACAAGGUGCCGGGAACUGCAUCAUUACCUAUAAGAUUACCUGGAGACAAGCUGGUGAAGAUGUAGUUAUUGGAGAACAUCUCACCAGCUUGUUAAGUUACACCAUCACCGACCUCGACGCCUGGACCAGCUACACUGUCUGUGUAGCAGCCAACACUACUGAAGGAGCUUACACUAAUGAUAGCUGCAACAACGGGACCACAGACGAGAGCAAUGAUGAUCCAACACUUGAGCUGACAUCGUCAACAAACAGUAUAGAGGCUGUGUGGGAUGAAGUGUCAGGAGCGACCUAUUACACCAUCAGCUGGAGUCCCGAGGACAACGGUGGGACUCACAAUGUCACUGAUGGUAACAACACGUAUACUAUCAUAGGUCUUGUGUCGUGUACUAACUACACUGUCACUCUCCAGCCCUGGAAUGAAGCAGAUGAAGGCGGCCAUGAAGUUCACCAAUCUAUAUCAACACUGACUCACGACCCUCAACCAGUCUCCUACAUCAAGGUGACCACAGUGAUAGAUCAAUCUUCUCAGCUGGCAGUCAGCUGGCCCAAGGCACAAGGUGCCGGGAACUGCAUCAUUACCUAUAAGAUUACCUGGAGACAAGCUGGUGAAGAUGUAGUUAUUGGAGAACAUCUCACCAGCUUGUUAAGUUACACCAUCACCAACCUCGACGCCUGGACCAGCUACACUGUCUGUGUAGCAGCCAACACUACAGAAGAAGCUUACACUAAUGAUAACUGCAACAACGGGACCACAGACGAGAGCAUCCCUGGAGAGGUAUCAAACAUGAUGGUGAAUUCGUUACCUGAGUCAUCACUGAGUGUGUGGUGGAGUCCUCCAGUUAAGCCACAGGGAGUCAUCACCCAAUAUAAAGUAAGCUGGGUCGCCACUGACAGCCCCGGUGGGAGUGUCAUCGUCACCAUCACCAGCUACAACAUCAACAACGUCACACCUUGUACCAACUAUACCGUCACUGUCACGGCUGCCACAAGUAAAGGCUUUGGUGACCCGAGUUCAGGAAGUUGUACAACAGAGAGUGAAGCUCCUCCAGCAUCACCAGUCACCUGUCAUGAAGCAACCUCCGUUUACAGUCUGACUGUCACCUGGAGUAAACCUGACACACGCUGUGUAGUUAGUGACUACAAGGUAAACUACACAGGAGUUGUCCUGUGGUUCGACAACAACAUCAGAAAAUCACCAUCUUCAGACAACACGCCUCAUAUGUUUGACAGCGAUAAGGUGAAGAAACCAUACCGACAAGUUGACUGUGAACUGACUGGAUCAACACCUUGGGUUCCCAAGGACCUCUGUGUCCCCGUCACUAACUACAGUGUCACCUGGGAUAAUACAGACACGCAGGUUCUGGUGAAUUCGGCGAUCACCAGUGAUACACACUUCACCAUUAGUAACCUGGAAGCUUAUACCAACUACAACGUCUGCGUGGUUGCCAUAAAUCCACUACAUUCUGAGCCAAGCUUUCCUGGGAUGCCAGCUCAGUUUAACCAAACGUUUUCAAGCAUAAAGAGCGUGACUGUGUCUUGGGUUCAACCCGAAGAGCUUAAUGGUGAGCUGACAGCCUACCAGCUAGCCUGGCCUGGUCACUUCACCAACCUCACAGCUAACUCCACCACCUACACAAUCUCCGGUCUUCGUCCACAUUCACACUACGAUGUUACUUUGAAGGCAAGUACAGCGGCAGGCUGGGGAGAUGCUGUCCGGAUACAAGUCAAGACUGAGAUGGGCGGUAACACUGGAGUUAUUGUCGGGGGGUUGGUGGGAGGCCUCGCACUGAUGGCUGUCCUAGUCGUUGCUACCGUCUUCGAGGACGAACUGAAGAAGAAAAUGAAGACUGUUAUACCCAAGCAAUGGUACUCGUACAAGUUCCACACACCUUUUUCCGAUUCUCCAUUCCGACGAGUGUACAGGCGUCGCACUCCAGACACAACGAAAACGACCACAGUGACAGAAGCUUAUAAUGAGGACGCAAUGGAAAACCAGCUGCAAGAAGAUAUACAGAACCUGGAGAAGGAAAUCCAGCAGGAGGCUGAGAAGGAUGACCUGUCAUCUUGUAAAGCUGAGAUACUGGAGUCCGAUGUUGACCAACCUACCAAGGAUGAGAGAGUGAUGCUGGGUACGAGAACUUUAUCUUCGAUGAUGAUGACCCACACUACAUCAUCCUCCACUAGUAUGAUUAUGAUGACCCACACUACAUCAUCCUCCACUAGUAUGAUUAUGAUGACCCACACUACAUCAUCCUCCACUAGUAUGAUUAUGAUGACCCACACUACAUCAUCCUCCACUAGUAUGAUUAUGAUGACCCACACUACAUCAUCCUCCACUAGUAUGAUUAUGAUGACCCAGACUACGUCAUCCUCCACUAGUAUGAUUAUGAUGACCCACACUACAUCAUCCUCGACUAGUAUGAUUAUGAUGACCCAGACUACGUCAUCCUCUACUAGUAUGAUUAUGAUGACCCAGACUACGUCAUCCUCUACUAGUAUGAUUAUGAUGACCCACACUACAUCAUCCUCGACUAGCAUGAUUAUGAUGACAUUACGUCAUCCUCGACUAUAUGAUUAUGAUGACAUUACGUCAUCCUCGACUAGUAUGAUUAUGAUGACCCAGACUACGUCAUCCUCUACUAGUAUGAUUAUGAUGACCCAGACUACGUCAUCCUCGACUAGUAUGAUUAUGAUGACCCACACUACGUCAUCCUCUACUAGUAUGAUUAUGAUGACCCAGACUACUUCAUCCUCUACUAGUAUGAUUAUGAUGACCCAGACUACGUCAUCCUCUACUAGUAUGAUUAUGAUGACCCAGACUACUUCAUCCUCUACUAGUAUGAUUAUGAUGACCCACACUACGUCAUCCUCUACUAGUAUGAUUAUGAUGACCCACACUACGUCAUCCUCUACUAGUAUGAUUAUGAUGACCCACACUACGUCAUCCUCUACUAGUAUGAUUAUGAUGACCCAGACUACGUCAUCCUCUACUAGUAUGAUUAUGAUGACCCAGACUACGUCAUCCUCGACUAGUAUGAUUAUGAUGAUCCACACUACGUCAUCAUCCACUAGUAUGAUUAUGAUGACCCACACUACGUCAUCCUCCACUAGUAUGAUUAUGAUGACCCACACUACGUCAUCCUCCACUAGUAUGAUUAUGAUGACAUUACGUCAUCCUCGACUAACUACGUCAUCCUCGACUAGUAUGAUUAUGAUGACCCACACUACGUCAUCCUCGACUAGUAUGAUUAUGAUGAUCCACACUACGUCAUCCUCCACUAGUAUGAUUAUGAUGACCCACACAACGUCAUCCUCGCCUAGUAUGAUUAUGAUGACCCAGACUACGUCAUCCUCUACUAGUAUGAUUAUGAUGACCCAGACUACGUCAUCCUCUACUAGUAUGAUUAUGAUGACCCAGACUACGUCAUCCUCGACUAGUAUGAUUAUGAUGAUCCACACUACGUCAUCCUCCACUAGUAUGAUUAUGAUGACCCACACAACGUCAUCCUCGCCUAGUAUGAUUAUGAUGACCCAGACUACGUCAUCCUCGUCUAGUAUGAUUAUGAUGACCCAGACUACGUCAUCCUCGACUAGUAUGAUUAUGAUGACCCAGACUACGUCAUCCUCGACUAGUAUGAUUAUGAUGACCCACACUACGUCAUCCUCUACUAGUAUGAUUAUGAUGACCCAGACUACGUCAUCCUCGACUAGUAUGAUUAUGAUGACCCAGACUACGUCAUCCUCGACUAGUAUGAUUAUGAUGACCCAGACUACGUCAUCCUCUACUAAUAUGAUUAUGAUGACCCACACUACGUCAUCCUCGACUAGUAUGAUUAUGAUGACCCACACUACGUCAUCCUCUACUAAUAUGAUUAUGAUGACCCACACUACGUCAUCCUCCACUAGUAUGAUUAUGAUGACCCAGACUACGUCAUCCUCCACUAGUAUAAUUAUGAUGACCCACACUACGUCAUCCUCCACUAGUAUAAUUAUGAUGACCCACACUACGUCAUCCUCCACUAGUAUGAUUAUGAUGACCCAGACUACGUCAUCCUCCACUAGUAUGAUUAUGAUGACCCAGACUACGUCAUCCUCCACUAGUAUAAUUAUGAUGACCCAGACUACGUCAUCCUCCACUAGUAUAAUUAUGAUGACCCACACUACGUCAUCCUCCACUAGUAUGAUUAUGAUGACCCAGACUACGUCAUCCUCCACUAGUAUAAUUAUGAUGACCCAGACUACGUCAUCCUCCACUAGUAUGAUUAUGAUGACCCAGACUACGUCAUCCUCCACUAGUAUAAUUAUGAUGACCCACACUACGUCAUCCUCCACUAGUAUGAUUAUGAUGACCCAGACUACGUCAUCCUCCACUAGUAUAAUUAUGAUGACCCAGACUACGUCAUCCUCCACUAGUAUAAUUAUGAUGACCCAGACUACGUCAUCCUCCACUAGUAUGAUUAUGAUGACCCAGACUACGUCAUCCUCCACUAGUAUAAUUAUGAUGACCCAGACUACGUCAUCCUCCACUAGUAUAAUUAUGAUGACCCACACUACGUCAUCCUCCACUAGUAUGAUUAUGAUGACCCAGACUACGUCAUCCUCCACUAUUAUUAUGGUAGAUAAUGGUGUUGCAACUAAACAUAUUACAUUACCUUCGUUGUUUAUGCAUUUUUUCUUCUUCCAGAUCGAUGACGUCUACUAUGUUGAAAUACCUGAAGAUAAUCAAACACUUGAGCUGACAUCGUCAACAAACAGUAUAGAGGCUGUGUGGGGUGAAGUGUCAGGAGCGACCUAUUACACCAUCAGCUGGAGUCCCGAGGACAACGGUGGGACUGACAAUGUCACUGAUGGUAACAACACGUAUACUAUCACAGGUCUUGUGUCGUGUACUAACUACACUGUCACUCUCCAGCCCUGGAAUGAAGCAGAUGAAGUCGGUGACAAACAACAGUCAACAAUAUCAACAAUGACUCAUGCUUCAGACCCGCCUCAGAUGUUGACAGCAGAUGAGGUGGAGGACCAGUCCGACAAGCUGACUGUGAACUGGACAACACCUGAGGCUCCAGGACCUCUGUGUCCCGUCACUAACUACAGUGUCACCUGGGAUAAUACAAACACGCAGGUUCUGGUGGAUUCGGCGAUCACCAGUGAUACACACUUCACCAUUAGUAACCUGGAAGCUUAUACCAACUACAACGUCUGCGUGGUUGCCAUAAAUUCACUAUAUUCUGAGCCAAACUGCACUGUCUCCCAAACCGACCAAGAUAAGCCAGGAGUUCCAGGUAACCUCACGGUAGAUUGCAUAGGUGCUCGGUCUUUAUCGAUAACCUGGAGUUAUCCAGACGAGCCAAGAGGAAUCAUAACUAACUACAUUGUUACCUGGAACACAACAGACGAAGAUAAUGUCACUGAGGCUAUUGUGGAAGCAAAUAUAACAGAGUAUACCGUCAAGGACUUGGAGCCGUGUACUACCUACAACAUCACCCUCCGGGCUGCCACCUGCAAGGGCUAUGGUGACCAGGAAGUCAAUGUAACCACUACUGAUGCUGAAAUUCCAGCGUCACCUCAGUCAGUGUCAUGUCGGAAUGUCACCUCGCCUCGCAACGUCACUGUUUCUUGGCAGAAACCCACGACAAAAUGCGUGGUUCGUGGCUACACUGUCAACUACACAGGAUACGUCCAGUGGUCUGACGAUGUCGAGACAAACACUACAGAAACUGAAGUCGCCUAUGUUGACUUGACAAACUUAACACCUUGGACAAACUACUCCGUGUGUGUUUCUGCAGUCAUCAGUACCUUUAUUAGUCCUGCGAAUUGUUGUUUCGUCACCACUCUCCAGGCAGCUCCUGGGAGACCAGAAAACUUCCAGAAGACGUCGUCCAGCGCUAAGAGCUUAACUGUGUCUUGGAAGGAGCCCAUAGAGCUGAAUGGUGAGCUGACAGGUUACCUGCUGACGUGGGGUGAUGAUUCUGUCAACCUCCCAGCUGACGCCACCAACUACACAAUGUCCAAAUUACAUCGAAAGACAAACUACAAUAUCACUCUACAGGCAAGUACGCUAGCAGGCUGCUGGGGAGAGAUGGCACAGAUACAGGAACCGACUGAGAAUGGUGUGAGUGCUGGAGCUGUGGUGGGGGGUAUUGUGGUCAGCCUUCUACUGCUGGCUGCCAUAGUUAUUCUUGUCAGAAAGAGAGUGUUGGGCAAAGGAGAGGCACCUGGACUACGAGGCCCGAUUCCAGAUUUACCAAUGGCUGCUUCUAAGAGAACUGUUUCCGAUGGUGACAUACAGAAAAGCAACUUACGACAGUAUAUCCAAUACCUGGAGAGUGACACACAGCGAGGUCUGGAGGAGGAGUUUGCUAGUCUGCAGAGCGACAGUCCUCAGAACUUUGCAAUCGCUGCUCACAGGGACUAUAAUAAGGACAAGAAUCGCUUCAAAAAUAUCUUCCCCUUCGACAACGCCAGAGUGAAACUCUCAGCACUUAACAACAAGACAGGAUCUGACUAUAUCAACGCUAGUUACAUAUUGAACACAAACAACAAGGCGUACUUCAUCGCAGCUCAGGGUCCCAAGUCCAACACCACAGCGGACUUCUGGAGGAUGGUGUGGGAGCAGCGUGUCUAUGUGAUCAUAAUGCUCACCAACCUGGUUGAGAAGGGCAGGGAGAAGUGCUUCCAUUACUGGCCCAGGUCGAGCGAAUCUUUCAUCAAAGCUGGAAGUUUUACAAUUCGCAACCACACGGAGGAGGAGAGAUCCUUCUACAUCAUAAGGUUCCUGGAGAUAUCUGAGGGCAGCACGAAGAGGCUGGUAAAGCAGUACCACUUCACAGGUUGGCCAGACUUCGGUGCUCCACAACGAGAGGAAUAUCUUCUGGACUUCAUUGCAGAAAUUAAAAAUAGCAUGCCUACCAACGGCGACCACCUGCUGGUGCACUGCAGUGCUGGAGUGGGACGGACAGGCACCUUCAUUGGACUGUGGAACUUGAUAGACAUCGUUGACACUGACAACACAGCUCAGGUCAUCAAUGUUAAGAAGACAGUGUUGGACAUGAGGGAAUAUCGUCCACAUAUGGUCCAGGCUGCGGACCAGUACUUGUACCUGUUCAAGUGUAUUACUGCUUAUAUCGAGGCGCCUCACCUGUGGAACAUGGAUUAUGCAGGCGCUGACCACAUCUACGACAACACAGGUUAUGAUAACGAGGAACCCAUCUACGACAACAUCAAUUAACAUCAACAGAAAGUUGUGAACGGUACAAAAAUUCUUCUUGGGAAUCCAAUUAUUGUUGCUUUAGUAUACAUAUGUUUUCCAGUGUGUAUAUUGCAUUAGUAAAUGGUAAUUUAAAGGAUAUUUAGAGAAAUCUAUGUAUAUUCCAACACCAUUAUAUUGACACUAGUCAGUUUUCGAAAUGUCCCAGCAAUACCAAUACUCUUGGAGAAUUAGACAUGUGCAACAUCUGGGUAUGUUUAUUGUAGACGUUUCGCCAUCCACUAGAUUUAUCAAUACAAAUUCAAGGACAUACAGGGAAGACUGUAGAACUAUAUACAAAAGACCAGGUAAUCAGUCCCUCAGCCUUAGAACUGGUAAAGAACACCGUAGUUUUCAAGACUAUAACAAAGCCGCCGGAGGGCGAAACGUCUACUGAUAAAGAUACCCAUUGCACAUGUGUCUAACUAUUAACCUCGUCGGUAUUGUAUACCAUUCCUGUACAACCAUUACUCUUAUCUACGCUUGUACUAACCUUCCUUAAGAUAAUAGUUAAUCAUAUGUAAUACUGCAAUACUUGUGUUCUUUCUGCCUUGUCUGAGACUUUGUAACAUAUUAUAGCUUUAAAUUAUGCUAAAAUAUAUGUUUUGUUUACCAGUAUGAUGCCAGAUAAAGCCAGUCUGAGAAUAAUGAUCCAGAACGAUUCUGUAAAGGGUCUUUCUACAAAUUUCUACUAUGUAUCUGGAGGAUAUUUCAGGGGUCAACGCCCCCUAGGCGCAGCCCUUGACCAGGCCUGCUACUGUGUUGUCUGGGGCCGUCUUAUAACAAAGUCGGUAUUCUACGUAUGGGAUCAGUUUUGAUAUAUUCACUAAAAUAUUAUAGAAUACAUUUCUAAUAUUUUUUUUUUCUUUUACGCAAUUAUUUCUUAAAUCUGAACUAAAAAGAACUUACCCUUCUGCUCUGGCAACAAAGUUUUAUACGUAAUGGCAUUUGUAGACAUAAUGGCGAUGUAUGGCGAUGUAUGGCGAUGUAUGGCGAUGUAUGGCGAUGUAUGGCGAUGUAUGGCGAUGUAUGGCGAUGUAUGGCGAUGUAUAAAUGAGGAACAACUGGGAGAGGAUGUUAAAGAUUCGUCAUUUCUGUCACGGGUGGGUGUGAUGUGCCGGGUGGGUACGUCUCUUGUGUAAUUAGUUCAUAUUAUAUUUAGCUAACUUACAAAAAAAAAUCAAUAAAGAAAUACAAAAAAAAAUGAACAUUUUAAAGAAUGUUAAAACUGGUUCUUGUUUUAUACAUGUUAGUACUUUCGAAGAAUUCAGGAUAAUACAAAUUUAUUAUAGUCCAAGAAGAACUAUGUACUUAUUAUGUAUUGUAUAUAUGCUAUGUGAUGUGAUAUAUUUAUACCACAUAAUGUGGUACAUAUGUCUAAGCUCUAACAUAUUUUAUGUACCGUGUGAUGCAGUUUAUAAUAAGAUUAAAACCGAUUAUUAGAUGUCUAAAUUGGUCAGUGAGUGUGUGGAGUGGCACAGCUCCCCAAGUGACGCUUUACACCACUCAGCCUCAGCGUCACUUGGGGAGCUAUGUCACUCCACACACUCUUGUUUCUCCGUGGUGCACUGGAGGUGGGAAGUACAGUGUCUGCACUCUGAAGGAGGAGUGUUAAUGUUAAUGUUUUAUAACUGUAGUGUAGGUGCGCCAGUGAUGGAGUGAAUGAUGAUGAGAAUGUUUCUUCGGUUUUUGGUCACUCUGCCUCGGUGGGAGACAACCAACAUGUUAUUAAUAUAUAUAUUCACUGUAGUAUGUUUUACAUAUUUGCAGUCGCACGUUAUAUUGUGAUUUCUUAUAGUCGCUACCCAAGGACACAGGAUGGUGUGGAUGAUUCUAGGCUAAUUUCAUUCUAGUCCCUGUUUGGUGUACUAGUACAACGAGCAGUAUUUUAUAUUACUGUACCCACGAACAAGUGGUAUUGAUCAAUAACGAGUACAACAUUCAGUUCUGCUGGGUGCGCUACUCUUAAGGAUUGUAUGGUCCCGUGGAUUAAGACGUCAUGAGUUUUCGCCCACCAUGAGGCAGGCAAAAGCAGCAUGGGUUCGAGUCCUUGGCUAGUGCAGUGUUGUUAUUGAUCAAUACCACUUGUUCGUGGGCACACACACACC